AUGCUGAGCCAAACGGCCCCGACUGGAGUGCGCAUCAGGUCUUUUGAAGCAAAGUCCAUUGUCCACGUGGAGGCUUCCGGCCUUUGCUUUACAAUCUGCUACUUGGACCAGCACCAGGACGAGUUCCGUCUCAAGUAUCGUUUGGCGACAGUGGAGAAGGAGAAGCUAAACACCGAAAAGAACGAAGCUCAAGUGCUGCUCGGUAAAGUGCUGGAGAUGCUGGCGUGA
This is a messenger RNA of Phytophthora nicotianae INRA-310, 228 nucleotides long. RefSeq lists its product as hypothetical. Bases 1 to 228 code for a protein of 75 amino acids. NCBI's taxonomy places the organism in Eukaryota, Oomycota, Peronosporomycetes, Peronosporales, Peronosporaceae. The transcript has a single exon. The record is from RefSeq and is a predicted model, not a curated record.